GAACGCCUUGGGCUCCCCCCGGAGGAGCUGGAGGAGGUGUCUGGAGAGAGGGACGUCUGGGGGUCUCUGCUGAGUCUGCUGCCCCCGCGACCCGGUCCCGGAUAAGCGGAAGAGUACGAGUACCUCUCAGAUAAAACAAUAGAACUGUCCCUUUAAACAUCUCCAAUGACGGGCUUUAGGACCCAGCCGCUGCAGGCAGCUCAGACAAUAGAAAAAUUAUGGCUGGUUUUACCUGAGAGCUUCGUGGAGCAGCUUUAACCAGAAAACAUGGUGUAAUAGAACUGAGCCCAUGUUUUGGUGUCACUAAUUGGUUUGGAUCCGCUCAGCAGGAAGCUCGGCUGCUGAUGGAGCACAUCCGACUACCGAAGGUGGAGAAUGUCAGGCUGUUGGACAGAGUGUCCCCCAGAAAGAGCAGGGUGGGCACCCUCUACCUGACGGCCACCCACAGCAUCUUUGUGGAGAGCGAAGCAGGAGGCCGCAGUGAGACAUGGGUGCUUCAUAGUUUGGUGUCCAGCGUUGACAAACAAGCUGCCAACGCCUCAGGGUGUCCUCUGCUCAUCCGCUGCAAGAACUUCCAGAUUCUUCAUUUCAGCAUCCCCAGAGAGCAGGAUUGUCAUGAUGUCUACCUGUCUAUGCAGCGGCUCUCCCAGGCAGAGUGUUACGAGGAGCUGUACUGCUUCUCCUAUAAGCCAAGCAUCGAUGAAGAGGAGAGGCGACGGGAAUGGGCCUUCGUGGACCUCAAGUCGGAUUACCGCCGUAUGGGACUUCCAAACUCUCUGUGGAAACUCUCCCCGGUCAACCAACACUAUAAGGUGAGCGAUACUUACCCUGACGAGCUGUUUGUACCCGAGUCUGCCACUCACCCCAUCCUGGUUGGAAGUUCCAAGUUCAGAAGCAGGGGCAGAUUCCCUGCCCUGUCAUAUUACUCCAAAGAAAACCAUGCUGCCAUCUGCCGCAGCAGCCAGCCGCUGUCAGGUUUCAGUGCUCGCUGCCUGGAGGAUGAGCAGAUGCUGGAGGCUACUUUGAAGUCCAAUCCCCGCAGUGACUUCAUGUAUGUGGUGGACACCAGGCCUAAGUUAAAUGCAAUAGCGAACAGAGCUGCAGGAAAAGGCUAUGAGAACGAAGAUAACUACUCCAACAUAAAAUUCCAGUUCAUGGGCAUUGAAAACAUCCACGUCAUGAGAAACAGCCAACAGAAAAUGCUGGAAGUGUGCGAGCUUCGUUCCCCCUCCAUGUCCGACUUCCUGGAGGGUUUGGAGAGCUCAGGCUGGCUGAAGCACAUCAAAGCUGUUUUGGAUACCGGUGUCUUCAUCGCCAAGGCUGUUGCAGAAGGUGUGAGUGUCCUGGUUCACUGUUCAGACGGGUGGGACCGUACUGCCCAGGUGUGUUCGGUGGCCUGUGUGCUUCUGGAUCCCUACUACAGGACCCUGAAAGGACUCAUGGUCCUCAUUGAAAAAGACUGGGUCUCAUUUGGACACAAGUUCACUCAGAGAUGCAACCACUUGGUUAGAGAUUCCAAAGAGGUGUCUCCAAUCAUCGAUCAGUUCCUGGAGUGUGUUUGGCAGCUGAUGGAGCAGUUCCCCUGUGCCUUUGAAUACAAUGAGAGGCUCCUGAUCACUGUUCACAACCACAUCUACUCCUGUCAGUUUGGAAAUUUCAUUGGCAACAACCAGCGGGAGAGAAAGGAGCUAAGAGUGCAUGAAAGGACUCACUCUUUGUGGAGUUAUCUUUGGACGAACCGUGCAGAGUUCAUCAACCCCCUGUACAGACAGAACCACAGCCAGUCUCAAGGACUCCUCCGACCAUCUACCGCCCCCUACUGUUUUAAAUUUUGGAGAGGGCUAUACAACCACUUUGACUGUGGGAUGCACCCCCGACAGUCUGUAGAAGAUUACUUAAGGGUCAUCCGAGAAGAGACACAGCAGCUGGAGGAACAGCUGGAUUCCCACAAGCAGAAAAUAGCCCAGCUGGAGCAGGAGCAGGGUUGGAGUGAUGCCUGCGCAGAAGCCAUCUUUGAUAAGAGCCCAACAGUGUGGGUUUUUGGGAAGAACCUUGCAUUGGCCAACACUCCUCAAGACUACACCGGCAGCUUCCUUACCAGCAGCCCCUGCACUCCCAAAGCACCAGGUAGUCCACUGAUCCUCCCGCCACAGGAUUCAAACCAAACAGUGGACUCAAACCUCUCCAACAGCAGCGACCAGGAGUCCGGGAUUGCAGAUCUGAGCUGCCGCUCCCCUCUCAGUGAGGACAGCACCAGGGACCCGGACUCAGAUGAGGCAGCCUACUCUGCUGCCUGAGCAAAUGUAGCAUGUCGAGUUGACAACACUGAACUAGGACUAUAUCACAUGUAGCAGAUUAAUAAGAUAUUAGAUGGUUGCACAUCUAACUUACAUUACAGAUUACACCUAUUGUGGGAAAACAGGGUUUCUACAAACCCAAAACUGUAGUUGACCCUGUUUCUCAUCAUCCAUCUAUAGAGACACUCUGUAGCCAAAGAAAUGGAAAAAUAAAAUAUUUUUAAACAGG
Girardinichthys multiradiatus is the source of this 2526-nucleotide messenger RNA. RefSeq names its product myotubularin related protein 7a (gene mtmr7a). Bases 345 to 2297 code for a protein of 650 amino acids. Gene Ontology annotation, biological process: dephosphorylation. The transcript has 14 exons. The record is from RefSeq and is a predicted model, not a curated record. NCBI's taxonomy places the organism in Eukaryota, Metazoa, Chordata, Actinopteri, Cyprinodontiformes, Goodeidae. Gene Ontology annotation, molecular function: phosphatase activity.